AUGGCCGCCACCCUCGCCGACGCGGAAGGCGAGGGCCACGACGGCAGGGACAGCUUCAGAAUCAGCGACCUCAUCUGCGACCACGACGACGACGACCUCAUCAGCUUUGUCCUGUGCUGCUGCCCCCUCCCCACCGUCACCACGGCCGCCACCCUCGCCGACGCGGAAGGCGAGGGCCGCGACGGCAGGGACCGCACCAACGACCUCACCGACGACCUCCUCCGCCAGGUCGUCUCCCACCUCCCCAUCAGGGACGCCGUGCGCACCACCACGCUCUCCACACGCUGGCGCCACAUCUGGCACUCCGCGCCGCUCGUCCUCUUCGACCAGCAUAUCUCCGCCGCCACCGAAGCCCAGCACGUCGCCGCCAUCAGCAGCAUCCUCGCCAGCCACACGGGCCCGCGGAUCCGCACCGCCCACCUCACCGGCUUCAACUUCCACGAUCGCAAGCCCGAGCUCGCCCAGUGGGCGCGGAUCCUCGCCGAAAAGGACGUCGAGGACCUCGUCCUCAUCACAAGGCCCCGCGUCGGGUUCGGGAACGCCCUCAUCACCAGCACCUUUGGCUAUCCCGGGCUCGACCUCCCCGCCGACAUCCUCCUCCGCUGCAAAAAACUCCGCCGCCUCUACCUCGGUUAUUGGGCGUUCCCAAAGAUCACCAACCUCCCUGGUGGCGUCGGCGUCUUCCCCGACCUUGAAGAGCUUGCCAUCCUUAACACUUACACGAAGGACAAUGACCUCGACCACAUGCUCGCUUCCUGCCCCGCGCUCAAGAAGCUGGCGCUCGUCCUGAACUACCUCAAGCCAGAGCAUGUCCGCCUCCGCGGCAAAGAGCUCGAGUGCGCGAUCGUCUGCUCAUCCGUUGCGGACGUCGCGCUGGAGGCAAAGUGCCUGAAGCGGCUCAUCAUGUGGGAUAUGUGGGCACCUGAUUUAGCGAUCCGAAUUGCUGGAGAUGUACCUGCGCUGAAGGUGCUUGGAUACUUGGAUGCAGGAUGCCACCAGCUCCAAUUUGGGGGGGUCCAGGUGCAGGCUGGCACGAAUGCAAGCCCAAUGCGCAGGGUCCCGAGUGUCAAAAUCUUAGCAAUAAGGGUGGAUUUCAGUGAAUUCAGGCAAGUUCAGAAGCUGCCCAGUUUCCUCGGAUGCUUUCCCAACAUCGAGAUAUUGCAUGUGGAGUCUUCUGCAAGUUAUGAAUUGAGAAAGAACUACGCCAAGUUCUUCGAGGAGCUCGGUCCCAUUGAAUGUUUGCUAUUCCACAUCACAAAGGUGUUUCUCUACGAUUUCCGAGGUCAUCAAAGUGAUAUGGAAUUCCUCAAAUAUCUGGUCUCGAGAGCAAGUCAGAUGCAAAAGUUGACACUUGUGUUGCCUUUUGAAGAUCUUAAGCAUUCUGUGGAUGAGAAUAAGAUCAAGGUUCUACUUGGUGAACUACUACUGGAACCUGAAUGGGCUACUGAAACUUGUAAGGUUUUGCUUCUGAGGCCUGUAGCAGAGCUUGUUUGCUUCUUCCACAGGGCAUUUGAUCUUUCUAUUGAGGACCCGUUUCUCAAGGAUGAUGGGGAGGAGCUCUUCAGCUCCAUGAAAAGGAGAGAACAAGAUGUUAACUGA
Molecule: messenger RNA, 1599 nt
Organism: Setaria italica (foxtail millet)
Lineage: Eukaryota; Viridiplantae; Streptophyta; Magnoliopsida; Poales; Poaceae
Product: F-box/FBD/LRR-repeat protein At1g13570
Exons: 3
Coding region: 1-1599 (532 amino acids)
Molecular function (GO): protein binding
Source: RefSeq, a predicted model, not a curated record